This is a messenger RNA of Leucoraja erinaceus (little skate), 1517 nucleotides long. It is a transcript of the gene yipf1, whose product is annotated as Yip1 domain family, member 1. Gene Ontology annotation, molecular function: small GTPase binding. The transcript is spliced from 10 exons. Bases 53 to 985 code for a protein of 310 amino acids. The record is from RefSeq and is a predicted model, not a curated record. Gene Ontology annotation, biological process: vesicle-mediated transport. Gene Ontology annotation, cellular component: membrane; Golgi apparatus. Lineage: Eukaryota; Metazoa; Chordata; Chondrichthyes; Rajiformes; Rajidae.
UUAUAGAAACUAAAGAUCUGUUCAUAAAUUGACAGCUCUUACAAUCAAGCAAAUGGCAUCUGCAGAUGAUUUACAGUUUCAAGAGUUUGAUGAUGCUACAAACCUGUUGGCAGCAAAUCCUGAUGCCACGACAAUAAGCAUCACAGAUCCUAAUGAUAAACCUAAAAAUCAGAGAGGUCCAUCAGCUGGGGUAGGAAGAGAUGAGGAUGAAGAUUUGCUGGGAAACGAAGACUCUGACAAAGGUGAGUUACUUGCAGGACAAAAGAAGAGUGCUCCCUUUUGGACUUUUGAAUAUUAUCAAACAUUUUUUGAUGUUGACACCUUUCAGGUAUUGGACAGAAUAAAAGGUUCCCUUUUACCACUUCCUGGCAAAAACUUUGUAAGAUUGUAUAUCCGCAGUAAUCCAGAUCUUUAUGGUCCCUUUUGGAUCUGUGCCACUCUAGUUUUUGCAAUAGCAAUAAGUGGAAACCUUGCCAAUUUCUUGACUCAUCGUGGCCAGCAUGGUUAUCGUUAUGUUCCUGAGUUCCAUAAGGUUUCGAUAGCAGCCACAGCAAUUUACACCUAUGCUUGGCUCAUUCCUCUUGGACUAUGGGGCUUUCUGAUGUGGCGAAACAAUAAAGUGAUGAACAUUGUCUCCUAUUCGUUCCUGGAGAUAGUGUGUGUCUAUGGAUACUCACUGUUUAUUUAUAUUCCUACUGCAAUGCUGUGGAUUAUUCCAAGUGAGAUAGUACGUUGGCUCACAAUAGUACUGGCCAUGUGCCUUUCGGGCACCGUGCUAGUGAUGACCUUUUGGCCAGCUGUCCGGGAUGAUAACCGGAGAAUUGCCGUAUCAACUAUCGUAGUUAUUCUGAUCCUUCAUGCCCUGCUUGCAGUUGGCUGUAAGGCAUAUUUCUUUGAUCCACCAGAAAAAGUCAAACCUCUUCUUGUCUCCCCAACUAUUACUCCAAAUCGGAAUGGAACUCUUGUGGCAACCCAUAGUGCAUAACUUAUCAGAUUUGUUCACUAAUAACUUGGUAUGCGGAAAGGCUCUUCAGACUAAACAACCAGUGUAACACUGAUAAUCUAACCAGACUACAAAGAACUAUACUGAUUUAUUUAAAAAAUCAUUGUAGAGCUCCAAACCAAUUAAACCAGGUUUUGGGAUUUGUGCAUUGCGGCUGUUGUGAUUUUUCUGUUCUACUUUUCCACUGUCUAAUGUAACAUAUUUGUUACCAAUUGUAAAUAUUUAUUUCAUAAUUUGCUAAUGAAGUCUGGGAAAAAUAUUUGGUUGUGAUAUUUGGUUCUUUUUAAUAAUGUUUAAAUUUGCUUAUGCCUUACAAAAUUAAUUUUAACAGGCUUUAUUCAAAAAUGUCAAUCAUAAUGUACAUAAAAGUUAAUUUAUCAUGUUUCAAAAGUCUUGUGUAGUUGACAAAAGGAUGAGAUUCAAGGUCUCGGCAGACUACAUUCAUAAGGAAAAGUUACAGGUUUUAUAACAAGGUGUUUAAACUACUGCAGCCAAUUAAAGAAUUGUUCAUUCU